UUGACAUGCCAAUUAUUAAGUGCUAGCUAUCAUUUAGUUUUGGCUAUUCAUUAAUUUCCGGGAUCUGUCUACACAGGUUGUCCUGCAUGGUGCUGGUUAACUGCCAGCUCCAACAGUUCACAAUGAAAAUUAGCCCCACACUGCAAGAUAUUGUGGUGGGUCUUGGAGAAAUGCAGACCUUUAGUUUAUAGCUUUAUACCUUUUGAAGAGUUUAUUAGCUAAUACUAAAUGUAAUAAAUUCCCUGCGACUGUUCCUAUGUGCUGUUGUUGCGCUUUAUACUACACAUACUGCAUGUACUGCAUGGGCCUUCUCGUUCAGUGAGCAAUAGCUUUUAGAAAGCUGCAGUAGUCUUUCGUAGUAGUCUUAUGUUUCCUUCUCUGAAUUACACAGAAAGAAACUCUGAACAUUACGUAAGACACGGGGUCUAUGCUGCCCGCUGGUGGAUCAUAAAGUUCAGGGAUGAAGGAGGCAGUGGUAAUCUGUCUGAACAAGCAGACCAGAGAAGCUACAGAUGAAAGUGAGUGUGUGAGCGCACAACGACCUCCUCAGCUCAUAAAGGCCUGCAACACGGACCCCUGUCCACCCCGGUGGGAGGUAGAGGCUUGGAGCUCCUGCUCAGCAACAUGUGGGGUUGGUCUUCAGACGCGUGCUGUUACUUGUGUGCUGAAAGGAAAAGCGCACAGCAACCACACAGAGAAGGUCAAAGAUGAAAAGUGUCAGCUGGCCAAGCCCUCCUCUGUACAGGCUUGUAAUCGUUUUGAUUGCCCACCAAUGUGGGAUGCCAAAGAGUGGAAUGAGUGUUCUCGUGAAUGUGGAGGUGGCACACAGAAGAGGGAGGUUGUCUGUAAGCAGAGAAUGGCAGAUGGAAGUGUGCUGGAGUUACCCGAGACCUUCUGUCCCUCUCCAAGCUUGCCCACACUGCAAGUCUGUGGCCAAACAGACUGCCCUGCCCAGUGGGUCUUCACAGAUUGGACACAGUGUUCGGCAACCUGUGGAGAAGGGACCCAGAGGCUGCUUGUGGUGUGCAGGAGAAAGGAACAGAAUGGGCAGUACCGGACUCUGGUUCCAGAGGCCUGUGCUUCACUCACAAAGCCCUCUACUGCUCGAUCGUGCUCCGCCGGACCCUGUGAGAAGACUUUCAAGCCGGUAGCUGAUCCUGCCAUCUUGGCUCAAAGGAAGGUCUAUAUUCAGUGGAGAAAGGGUCCAAAACUGCACUUUGUAGUGGGUGGAUAUGCUUACUUACUGCCAUGGACAUCUAUUGUACUCCGUUGCCCGACCCGUCACUUUCGCAAGGGCCAUGUUCGCUGGCUAAAGGAUGGAAAGCCAUUGGCUCUUUUGCCUCAUGUUUCCAUAUCUCACAUGGGUUACAUCAAGAUACAGCAGGUUCGCGCCUCGGACAUAGGGAUGUACACUUGCGUUGUGGGUCAGGCACAGGAAAACUUUGUCCUGAAGCUUAUUGGUGGCAAGCAGAAGAUAUCUGUUCCAGAAGCUGACUUCUGGAUCACAGAUGGUGUUAAAAUCUCAGAAAAGACUCAUCAAAUUUCAUCUGUGUCUGAGGAGACAGCCAAAGAGUUGCUGUCUUUUAAUCGCUAUGAUGCUGUGGUGCAGCACUUGCUUGACCUAAAGAAUUUAGCCCUGGAGGGCUAUGUCUCCAAGGAACUGCUGGAUUCUGCUGAGAAGAAUAGGUCCAUUCUAGAAGAGGACGCGGUAUUGGAUCCUCAAAACCCACAGGUUCUGGUGGCAGACAUGCCAAAACUUGAUGAGGUCGCUCGGAAUUUGUCUGGUGGCCUCCAGGGCCCUGUGAAGGAUGAGCUUAUUACUCAACUUUUAGAAGAACUAACCAAGAACACUGGGGAGAAUAAUGAAUCCACCUUGGAACCCAAUGACAGACAGGAAUUCUCCACUCAGGGUUACAUUUCACAAAGAACUGGUUUACGAAUGCCAUCCCAUUCCACUAGACAAUGGCGUGGGCAUCUCCGAAGCCCUGUCAUAAUACAGAAACCCUUGAGAGGCUACAAGUUCCCUAAUGAAAUAGUGGCACAUGUUGGUAGUCUUGUUUUGGUCCCAAGGCAGGCCAUCAGGUUGGAGCUAAGAUGCCAAGCACAAGGCAACCCACAACCGGUGAUCGUUUGGACAAAGGGUGGCAUGGAGUUGACAAACAGCAGCAGAGUAGGCCUAAUGCCAGACGGCUCCAUGCACAUUGACGCUCCAAGGGAGACAGACUCUGGACUCUACACAUGCAGAGCUACAAAUCAUCUGGGCUCCACUUCACUGUCAUCUCAAGUGCAAAUAACAGGAAGUGGCUGCAUAAGUGGUGCUGAUGAAAACAACUCUUCUUUAUGCCCAGACAACUUGCUGUCAUCUCACUCCUGCCAUGGACUACACUGCCGCCACAGAUGGCAGGUGUCAUCCUGGUCGUCCUGCUCUGUGAGCUGUGGUGGUGGGAUACAGAGUCGCAGUGUGACUUGUUUAGGUGUUGCAGAGGGAGCAGAGGCAUGUCUGGGUGCUGGUAGGAGACCAGCAGAAACCCGGCCCUGUAACACUCAGCUGUGUGUCAGCUGGGCAACAACAUCAUGGGGCCCUUGUAAUGGGCAGUGUGUUGGACCGAAGCAGGCACUGCAGCACAGACAUGUGUUCUGCCAGGACAAGAACAGCACCAGAGUAGGACAUCGAAUGUGCAGCAGUCAACCAAGGCCCAUCUCUCAUCAAAACUGCACCUCAGAGGCCUGUGCUCUGCACUGGCGAGUUGGCCCAUGGACACAGUGCACAGCCACUUGUGGUCGCCAUGGUUUCCAGUCACGUCACAUAACGUGUGUGCACCGCCGCAGCGGUAAACCAGCUCGAGAGUUCCACUGUGCAUGGAGGCCUCGGCCUGCGAGCUGGCAGCGCUGCAACAUUCUGUCCUGUGGGAGAGGUGAAUGUCAGGACAGCACCAGGUACUGCGAGAAAGUCAGACAGCUAGAAUUGUGUCCUCUACCCCAGUUUAAAGCACGCUGCUGCCGGUCCUGCAGAGACACCUGAGACUCUAUUAGGACUAAAGGACAGAGACUAAUCCAGAGACUAAAGAACUCCUCUGCACAGCCCAACAUAUGACUUGUCUCCAAGGGCCAGGAUCUGUGAAGGGUUACGGUCACUGAGAUUGGAGGAUGUCAGAGACUGGCAAGUGAUUAAAUCCAUUAAUCAGCCCCAUGAACAGAACACAUGGGCACUAGACUGGACGCAAAUUAUUAAUAAUGAACAUUGACCUUAAUUUGACUUCAUUGAAGGCUUUGAUUUAAGUAUGUCUUUGUAUUCCUCUUUCUUUGUUUUUGCAUUGACUGCCUUUCUGAUGGUCCAGAGAGAUAUAAGAUGUGUUGAAAUUCACUGGAUUGCACUCCAUCCCCAUUAACUCCAAAGUGUCCUCUAGUCAGAAAGGAAUGUCCACGAAGGUUUUCUGGAGUCUAGGACUUUAUAAUCAUGUUAAAAAAACAUGGUUUCAGCAAACUUCUAGAUUUUGGUGGGAAACUACUUUCCUCUACAUUUGCUGCAUUAAUGGUUAGGUUAUGAUGCAUUAAGACAUCAGUGUCAAGAUUUGUAGUCAUCUUAUCUUUAGUCUUAUUGCAGAAGAAAUGGCCAAGUAUUCAAAAUUUUCAAAACUUAAUAGUGGAUGGGAACCCUUAUAGUUUUGCACUCAAGAUUUCCAGGUCCAUGUUCAAAUGUGGCUUGAUUUGUAUUAUUUUUAUUGUUUGGUUGUAUUUUUGUUGUGGUUUAUCUGUAUGUCCUCAGUUUUUUUAACCACUUAUCAAGAUAUUACUUAGAAUUGCUCUUCCUCAACUAAAUAUUACUGUUAGAUAAUAUGUGAAGUCAAGCAUGUAACUAAAAUGUGUUUUAUUUCGUCCACAAGUCUUUGAAGAAGAGGAAAUGAAAAGACUUCCUACACAUAUAGGAAAAGAAUUUCCCAUUUCCAGGAAACCCCCAGAUGAUGCAACGUCUUUCAAUUGCAUUAGAGAUACUAAAUGUCACCUUGAGUACAUUCAGUAUAUUCCUUGGAAAUCCUGAGCUCAUGACAUGGACAACACAAAAUGAAAAUAAGUCUAAUGAAACCUGAAAUUUAAAUGGGGCCAUACCUUUAUUUUUACAUGUAAUUUCCCCUGAAAAAGUCUGCUUAGAUUUAUGUGGUUUUAUGUACCAAAGACAGCCAUAAUUGAUUUUUGCAUGACCAAUUUCUGACUGAAAUACUCUCUAUAACUUCAGCAUUAAUGGGUGAAGCUAAGUCGCUUUAGUCUGAUUGGAAGAAUAUAUGUAAAGGAAUUGAAAAAAAAGAAAGAAAUUAAAACACACUGUUUUUGUUUAGUUUCUGUGUAUAGAUGGAAGGGGGAGUUAACGACACAUUUCAACACUGUUAAUAUCUGGUCGUUUCAUGUGUAUCAGGAUUGUAUCCAGAUUGUCUCCGGAUAUGGAAUAUACACAUACAAAUGCAGGUGUAAUCAUAUUUAAGAUACAUUUAAAUCAGAUUUGAAUCUGUUUACUCAAAACACACCAGGAAGAGACAAAUGCUAGCUAGAUGUUAUACAAAUAUAAAUGCAUCCUUCUUUCCAAGACACCUCCAGCAACCAAAGCCCCUCCCAGUAUUGUGAUGGUGCCUUCCCCUGUUGUCCUUAUGGAGGAAAAAAUGCCCACUUAAAUGCCACUUGACUUGACUCAGAGGAGUUUCGUCUCUGAAUUUAAUUCAGUAGCUGUUAUUGGCUCAAGUUAAUCAAAAUAAAGUGGCAGUUAGUUUAGUUUUUACUUCACUAUGUUGUUCUUCAUCGCCUCAUUAAAAUAUGUAACAAUUUAUGGCUCAUGAUUGUGAUGGCUGACAUAGGAAGCUAAUUAUUGUAAACAGUCACUGACUUGUCAACAUUGGUGUAAAGUCAGUGUAAAUAGUGAAACAGCAUAAAAAAGUGAUUGUCGAGGUGACAAGCAUUUUUUUUUAAACAGAACAGCAAAAGGCAGGUGAUUGGCUGUUGUAUCUGAGGUGAUUUUCAUAUUACAUGCCACAUUUCAAUCUGAUUAACUGGAGAUGCAAAUGCAUGAAAAUAACUGGUGUAAAGGGGCUCUUUGAAACUCUUUGAAAUGUUUGCACGCUACAUCAAACUAAUCUGAGCAUUUAAAAAAAGAAAUAUGUUUUUCCAUGAUAUGGACCCCACUGAAAAUACUGCUGAAAACACUACUUGCUGGGAGGAGCACGUUUUUUUUUUGUUUUUUAUGGGGUUUUUUUUACAUUGCUAGCUGUCUUCUAGAACUAUUUAUUGCUUUUUUUCAUUGUGCAAUUGGUCUGUAAAUGAACAUUGUGAUAUUGUUUAUGCACUUUUUCUUCUUUUGGUCUGUUCAAAUUGUAGAAAAUUCAGUGCAUGCAAAUGUCCCAGCCUAGACUUUCUGUGCCAGCUCUCAUUGUUAGUAACAGGUCGCCUGUCAAAUAAUAAAGUGCAUUAAAUUCUUUCA
This is a messenger RNA of Pygocentrus nattereri (red-bellied piranha), 5464 nucleotides long. Its product is annotated as ADAMTS-like protein 1. Gene Ontology annotation, cellular component: extracellular matrix. Gene Ontology annotation, molecular function: metalloendopeptidase activity. Bases 461 to 3022 code for a protein of 853 amino acids. The record is from RefSeq and is a predicted model, not a curated record. Gene Ontology annotation, biological process: extracellular matrix organization. The transcript has 12 exons. Lineage: Eukaryota; Metazoa; Chordata; Actinopteri; Characiformes; Serrasalmidae.